Molecule: messenger RNA, 912 nt
Organism: Aspergillus chevalieri
Lineage: Eukaryota; Fungi; Ascomycota; Eurotiomycetes; Eurotiales; Aspergillaceae
Product: SDR family NAD(P)-dependent oxidoreductase
Exons: 3
Coding region: 1-912 (303 amino acids)
Molecular function (GO): oxidoreductase activity, acting on the CH-OH group of donors, NAD or NADP as acceptor
Source: RefSeq, a predicted model, not a curated record
AUGCCACCACCAAGAGGAACCCCGAAUAUCUUAGAAGGACCUGGUGACUACGAUGUCACCAGCAUCGUCCACAAUGACACUUAUCCCGCGAUUUAUCCCACCAAAACCAACUUUUCCGGCAAAUCAGUGUUCGCCAGUGGCGCAUCCAAAGGCCUUGGCCGUGCUAUGAUCCUGUCUUUCGCAAAGGCCGGUGCUUCCUUCAUCGCUGCCGGUGCACGUUCAGACAUGUCGCAGCUGGCCAAAGACGUCGAGGCUGCCGCAUUGUCCGCCAACAGACCUACACCAACAUUUCUGCCUGUUAAAAUGGACGUCACAGACAGGAAAAGUGUGGAAGAUGCAGCCGCAGAAGUAGAGAAAGCAUUCGGAAAGUUGGACAUCGUGAUCAACAAUGCUGGUAUUCUGGGCAAAUUCGGUCUUAUUACCGAUUCUAACCCAGACGAAUGGUGGCAGGUUCUGGACGUCAAUAUCCGUGGUCCAUAUUUGGUCUCUCGCUCAUUUCUGCCAUUGUUGCUGAAAGGCGAAGAUAAAUAUCUCAUCAACGUUGCCAGUGUGGCGGCCCAUCUCCUUAAUCCGACACUGAGUGCAUACCAAGUGUCCAAGAUGGGUCUGGUUAAACUGACGCAGCUCAUCAAUGCUGAGUAUUCUGGACAAGGAGUUAUUUCGUUUGCUGUUCAUCCGGGCAACUCUCCAACGGAUAUCAUGGGAGGACCUGAAGGAUUGACGGAUCAUGAGAAAACCAUCUUUGUCGAAACACCCGAAAUCAGCGCCGACACUCUUGUCUUUCUGACCUCUCAGAAACGAACCUGGUUGGGAGGAAGGUAUAUCAACUGUACGUGGGAUAUGCCAGAACUCAUGGCCAAGGAGGAGGAGAUAGUCAAGGAGGAUAAGUUGAAGGUUAAAUUUUUGUUUUAG